Rotaria sordida is the source of this 655-nucleotide messenger RNA. Lineage: Eukaryota; Metazoa; Rotifera; Eurotatoria; Philodinida; Philodinidae. The record is from the annotation of a GenBank genome assembly.
AUUUAUUGACUAUAUGGAAUCAUUCGGACUCACUUUAAUUAAUAAACUAAAUAAAAAUUCAACUAAUGCUAAAACGCAGAUCGACUAUUGUUUUACUAAUGGGAAUGGUUUGAAAUCUGAUUAUUUUGAAAGUCUAACAAGUUUUCAUAAACCAAUAUGGAUAAGAAAGCGUGAAAUUUUGACUGGAAUUCAUGUUGAUGAAAUUAAACAAAUUCGUACAGAUAUACCUUUUAAUCUGAAAGAUCUUAGAAUUUAUGAUCAGUCUGAUAUGAUGGAAGUCGACGAGGAAUUUUCUUCCGAUCGUUAUAAAACAGUUGAUGAAAACGAACAAACUGAUAUAGAUACGACUUUUAAUCUUAAAGAUCGUCACACCAAUGAUCAGUCUGAUAUGAUGGAAAUCGAUGAACAAUCUUCUUUUGCAAAUUAUGAAAACAUUGAUUCAAACUCAAGAAAGAUUCUUGAUCACUUUCUUCUUGUACCUGAUUUUAAUAGAACAGCAGGUGGUCAUUUAAAAUAUAUAGGAUACAAAUCCGAUAUGAAUAAAUUAGGAUUUUGUAUUUAUUACAACGGUACUCAUUAUGAUGCUCUUUUACCUUUUCAAGAUAAUCCUCAACAGUUUUUACCACAUUUUGACUUGUUUAAUAUGAGUUUAUAA